GGAUUGAGGAGUUGCCAUGGAGACGAGGGGCCUCUGCCUGGCCGAUUGAAACAGAGCAGAAGGGAUCACUAACCGCUCGCCUCCUGGAGGAGCUGGGAGCCUUUACAUCGACUCCACAGCUUUUAUUAUCGUGAGGAAAUGAUUAUUAUAAUAUCAUUAUUAGUGGUCAACUUUUUAAGUGGGACCUAAUCUAUUCUCACGAUGGCUGAUGGCUUCUGGACCAACGGACAGAAGACAUGGAGCCAUGGAGGUGAGAAGUUGAAGAUGGUUUUAUCCUCAUAAAUCGACAAGGCUUCCAGACCCCAUCCUCAGUGUCAGAGGAUGAGCUUCCACGACCGCAGAGCCUCCCAGCCCCCCACGGCCACGCCCGCCACGGAGCUCCUCACCAUGGAUACUGAGAGCCGCUACAGCCUGCCAGGACCCCUCCUGAACACCUCCGCCCCCUCCUUUCCUCUUCCCCAUCCCAACGCCUCUUGCAGCAUCGAUGAAUCCUACAAGUACAUAUUCCUCCCCAUCUGCUACAUCUUCACCUUCGUCUUCAGCAUCUCGCUCAACGCGGUAGUCCUCUACCGCUCCUUCAGGAGGAAGAAGCGCUGGAACGCGUCUCUGAUCUACAUGGUAAACCUGGCCUCCACCGACUUCAUGUACGGCCUGUCGCUGCCCUUCCUGGUGGCCAGCUACGUGAUGCGGGACCGCUGGGUGUUCGGGGACUUCAUGUGCCGCCUGGUGCGCUUCCUGUUCUACUUCAACCUCUACGGCUCCAUCUUCUUCCUCACCUGCAUCUCCGUGCACCGCUACCUUGGCAUAUGCCACCCCAUGAGGACCGUGAUGCUGGAGACCGAGAGGGCGGUGAAGUGGACCUGCGUCCUCAUCUGGGCUGUGGUGUUUGCUCUCACCUGCCCUAUAUUCCGAUUCGCCCAGAGCGGUUACGUCACGCGGCUGGGCGGAGUCGGGACUGGAGACCCCAGCGCGGUCACCCUGGAACCAUCGCUGAUGAACGGCAGCCAUGACGCCACCCAGGGAUACCAGAACUGUUGGGACGAUGCAAUCGACGAGGAGUUCCAUGACUACGUCCCCUACGCAAUCGUCCUCCACCUGCUGGGCUUCUUCCUGCCGUUCUCUAUCAUCGCCUGGUGCUACUCCCACGUGGUCGUCACCAUCUUCAGGAGCCUGGGCCCCCGCCCGCCGGCCCCGAGGGCGGGGGACGGGGAGGACGCCUGUCGAGGUGGAGGACUGGAACUAACCGGAUUCAUCCCUGGUGGCGACGCAGAGGACAGAACCGGGGGCAGCGACGCCAGGAAAGAUGUCUUCAAAAGAGAGCCGGGCUAUUCCCUCUCGUUGGGAGCCCACUCCCCAUAUGCCCGCCGCAGACGUAAGUCCAUCAGGACCAUCGUCACCAUCACCCUGCUGUUCGCUCUAUGUUUCUUCCCCUUCCACGUCACGCGGACGCUCUUCCUGCUGCUGAAGGUGACCCGAGGGGUGCCCUGCCACACCAUGACUGCGGUGUCCAUGUGCUACAAGAUCACGCGUCCGCUGGCCUCCUUCAACGCCUGGCUAAACGCCCUGCUCUACUUCCUCACCAAGGACAAGGCCGCCGCGCCCUGCUGCCAGGCCACUGUGCCCUGUUGCCAGGCGACCAGCGAAGGUGCCGGGCCGCAGGCGGGGUCGCUAUGGCAGCGCAGCGCGAUGGGCCGAGCCGGUGCUGCGCGGGACGAACCCAUCAGAGAGGAGAUGAGGCGCAAAGACGUGGAAAUGUCGCCGGUGUCUGUCCACAGAGCUCGGGACAAAGUGACGUACACCAACGGAUGAUUCACAGGGUUAGCAUUAGCCAUGCAAGCUAACCCUGGUAUAGUGACGUACAGCAAAGGCUGAUUCACAUGGUUAGCAUUAGCCAUGCAAGCUAACCCUGGUAUAGACGUACAGCAACGGCUGAUUCACAUGGUUAGCAUUAGCCAUGCAAGCUAACCCUGGUAUAGUGACGUACAGCAACGACUGAUUCACAUGGUUAGCAUUAGCCAUGAAAGCUAACCAUGGUAUAGUGACGUACACCAACGGAUGAUUCACAUGGUUAGCAUUAGCCAUGCAAGCAAACCAUGGUAUAGUGACGUCCACCAACGGAUGAGUCACAGGGUUAGCACUAGCCAUGUAAGCUAACCAUGGUAUGAUGACGUACAGCAACGGCUGAUUCACAUGGUUAGCAUUAGCCAUGCAAGCUAACCAUGGUAUAGUGACGUACGCCAACGGAUGAGUCACAGGGUUAGCAUUAGCCAUGUAAGCUAACCAUGGCAUCAGUUCUAUAUAAAUUCUAGUCUUAUCGCUAAUUUUAACUUCACUCUCUUAUCACUAACUUUAAGUACAACUAGUCUUUUCACAAACUUUAACUACACUGUCUUUUCACUAAUUUUAAUACACUUUAAAUUCACUGUCUAAUCACUAACUUUAAUACUAAAUACAAGAUGAACCAUAAAAUAUGCCUUAUUAAUAACGCUAUGAGGUUAACAAUAGGUUGGUAUUCUGUGAGAAAGACAGCAGUAUGGUUCCGGAACUGAAAUUCUCAUUCAUUUUCUCCAUAUAAGUUUUCUUUCAAAAGCCAUAAUGUCGUAGACAUCAAAAGUAUACCAUGAGCCGUUAUAUUGUGAAACAAUGGUAUAUUCUCCUGUAGAAGCCACAAGUUAAAGAAAAGUUUGUAGAUUGUGAGUGUUGCAGUGCUUUUAAAUGCCAUCAUGAAUAAAAAAAGUCAAGCCAGC
Messenger RNA from Gadus morhua (Atlantic cod), 2747 nucleotides. RefSeq names its product P2Y purinoceptor 3. Gene Ontology annotation, molecular function: oxysterol binding; G protein-coupled receptor activity. The coding region runs from base 322 to 1809 and encodes 495 amino acids. Gene Ontology annotation, cellular component: membrane. The transcript is spliced from 2 exons. NCBI's taxonomy places the organism in Eukaryota, Metazoa, Chordata, Actinopteri, Gadiformes, Gadidae. The record is from RefSeq and is a predicted model, not a curated record. Gene Ontology annotation, biological process: G protein-coupled receptor signaling pathway.